CAGUAAGCAAAAAAACAAUUAAAAAGCACGCGCCUGUCAAUCAAAAUUGAAUGGGUUAGAAUAGAUUUUUUCAUAAUAUUGCAAUUGAAAAAAACAAAUUUGAAAGUCUCUGUCCAACUUAAGACCAAAAGUUAUGUACUAUACUUAAAUUAUUACAAAUAAAUAACGGCACCGUUUUUCAAGUUGCUAAGACGACCAGGUUAUUUACCAAUAGGUGUAAAAGUAAUUUAUUACCUGUCCAAAAGCUCCCCACUUAUGGUUAAAUGUAAUGGGAAUUAAACUUUACCUCUGUAGUGCAUGCACAUGAAUAUCAACAAUGUGAAUAAGGAAUGUGAAUGGAAUUUAAAUGUCAGCCUUCAAGAAGGAAUUUUCAUAUGAGAAAUGUAUUUGCAGUCUUUUUAGGCAAUUGUAAAGACUAGUCAGUAUGCCAGCAAGCAAAGAUCCUAAAUCUUAUGUCCGGCCAGUCCCCUUGCCCGUCCCAUCAUGCAAGGGGGUUAAAUUACUGGCUAGAGAUAAGUUAAAUUUCAAUCUAGAGAGCCCAUCACGAGAGGAAGUGUUCAUAAGUAAUUACUUCCGUCGUCAGAAUCAGUUAUCUAACAUGGGCUUCCGAUCAGCGAGUCACAAACCUUACAUGGGAAUAGGCGAUCCUUUCUACCUCGAUGAGAAAAAGAUGAUAUUGCAUGCACUUGGCCAGUGGACUGAGGAACAUGCAAGUUCAUCCAGCAGUUCUGAUGAGUCCGAUGAAGAGGAAGAAAAGAAAGAUACAGCACCUAAACCUGCUUUCACUGCAGCAAAGUUUGUAUUACGGAGAUCAAGGAAAGAUUUAAAUACUCUCAACAAGGCUGUUGUACAUGGAAGGAACAUGAUCAGAAAUGUGAGCCUCGGACAUGGUCUGUUUGAUUUGAUAGACAAAGAGAAACAGCAUAAAAAAGAAGCAUCUGAGGAGGCUAUAAGAAAACGUCGAGAACAGUUACGCAAUGAAUUUCAGCCACCAAAAACGGAGAGCGACGAUGAUACGGAUGAUGAUAUGAACAGUGAUGUGGAUCUAGCAAACUAUAUGGUACCGGUGGCGCCCCCUACAUUCUUAACACAGCAGCAGAUGGACACAGAUGAAGAGCUGGGUAUUGUAAAUGAUAAUGGGUCUGAGUCUGACCAAAGUCCAGAACGUGAGCCAGAAAUCAUUACAUUUUCUGGAAUGGCACUUGCUGAACAUGAGGAGGAAUAUCAGCGUGCUCGCUCUGCCAUGGUGACAUCAGAGAUGACAUCAUACUCCCGCCCUGUCAGCAGACGUAAAAAGAAGCAAGAGACUCCACGCCCUUAUACGCCGCAGCAUACGAAUCUGUCCGCAAAUAUAUCAAUGCGUGAAUCUGUAGCCGACAGCGAGCCAGAUUUGGAUAUCACUAGGGAUGCAUUGUUUCGACAACUGUGUGUUUUACAUUGGAUUUUGGAAGCUAUGAGCACAGACCCCCCAUCACCGAUGACACCUAUAAUGUCCUGCUGGAGUUUAACAGAUAUAGGAGGCUCCCGGGCUCAACCCAAAAAACUGAUGCGUGACAAAGCAACUGAAAGUGGCUGGGUAAACUUUCUCAGUAAGGACAAUACUAAGAAAGUUAAUAUAUCUCCAAAAGUGACUGUAGCAAAUGCAAAUAGUAGUUCGAAAAAGAGAUAUACCAUGGCAGAGGUUAGUAAACGACUCAGUACAACUCAAAGAUUGUUGAUGAACCGUCGACGUCCUGUAAUGCAUACAGCUGGCCGCAACUCGGCGCAAUCCUCGGCCACUGGGAGCGUGCAAGGAAGUAACACAGAAAGAGGUCCAUCUCCUUUUGGCCAUGGUUCCAAUAAGAUUCCAAUGAAACUUGCCUCAUUGUUAAAACCUAAGAUAAAUACAGAGCGAGCAAUAUCCCCGUCUCCAGAAAUAGUUGAACCAUCUAUAGCAGAAGGACGCACUACCCCGUCUGCAGCGGCCCCAAAUUUAGCGUCGCUUUUAAAACCCAAACUUUUGGAACAAUCACCAAGUUCACCUACCUCACCUAAUAUGUUGAUGAAACGGAAAUCUGUUGAUUGGUCAAGUCAAGCUGUUUCUAAAUGUGCCGAGAAACAAGAAUCGAGCCCAAAUUCAAAAUUUAACGGGGCGUUACUUAAAAAUAAAAAUACUGAAGGAUCUCGUUCUAAGUCUCCCACACCCCCGAACAUUCAUCACCCUAUGAAAUCAAAAGGCGAUUCUCAUUCUACAUCUAAUAAUACCGCCAAAAUGGCCGCCCAACGGUCCCCAUCCCCGUCCAGAAUGAAACCAGCGUUAGGAGGAGCCGCAUGCCUUGGUCAGUUCUUGGAACUGAAAAUGAGGGGAGGUUUAAACACACUGACCAAUCAGAUGUCAAUGCUAGGUGCACGUAACCGUGAAGAUGACUUAUCACCAAGGCCAGAAGAUGAAGAAGAUCAAAUGUAUAACAAAAGCAUUUUCAAAUUUCUAGAUGAAUAUUAUGAAAGUUUGAAGACAGAGGAGGAAGCCAAGAAGAAAAAUGAAUUAGAUAACAAGUCCCCAUCUAGUACCCCACCCACCACACCUGUACCAGAGAAAAAAGUAAAAGAUAAAAGUCCUAAGAGAAAAAAGAAGAAAGACGGCAAUGAGAAACGCCUUGAUCACAAGGUUGCAGUGGCACUUGGAGAAGAGGAGAAAAUGACAUCAAGAUACUUACGGGCAAAUGCUCAUAUGAUAAGACCUAAAAGUUCUCCUGCUUUGCAAGAUUUUCAAGCUGGGUUGCCUAGCAGCAAGAAGAUCAGUCUAUGUGCAGAUUUACAUAAUCAGUUUGCUGAAUGUAGGGAAGAAAAGGCAUUAACUUUACAUGAUAUACUUGAUCAUAAAGAAAGUCAACGUUUGUUGGUGUGUAAGAGUAAAUUUGUCAGUUUACAAGGUAUGAAGAGACAUGGCAGUAGUUUUCAUCGUGCUGUAGAGCAAAUGCGGACACAGAGCUGGCAACAGUUACGUAAACCAGUCAAUGAUCGGAAAAAAUCAGUAGCAAAGGGAAAUUGGUACACAGACCUGCUUGAGAAGAUACCAUUAGAGCUGAAGCAGGAAUGGUUUUAUUCCAAAAUACUUCAAAAACUCGGCAACUUUGGAUUGCCAUUCCGGCACCGAAAAGGAAGCUCAUUUGAAAAGGCGCUGGUGGAAGGUACAGGAAAACAAAGCAUUUAUAAAUUUAUCAAAGUACUGGAAGGACUACGAGAAUGGGAGAUUUGUUGCCCGGAUAUAACAGCGGCUGUUGAAUUUUGCCGUGAACGUAUCGUUGAAAUGACAGUGGACGAGUAUGAGUCAUGGUUUACUCAAAGGUUUCCGAAAGUAACGCGGCCCCAGACGGCUCCACCCGCUACAAAAUCCGAGAAAAAAGACACGAGGCUCGGAUCUGGGCUAUCGUCGGCUCGUAAAGUGGUUGUUAAGCGGCCUACCCAGUCAGCAUUUACUAGAAGGGUUCAGCAUUAAGAUUUAAUAAUAUAAGUUUUAUACGUAAAUGUUUAUUUUUUUGUUACAUAAUGCAAGAAAUCAAAAUAAGUAUAUAUUUUUCUAAAUACUGUCAAAUUUGUAAGCUUUGAACUUUUAAAGUUACAAUAAUCCAAAAUGUUUAUUUGCUUCUCCUUCUCCUUUCUUACAAAAAAACCUAUUUUACUUAGGAACUAACUUUUUUUUUUCACUCGCAAAUUUUGUUUUAAGAAUUUGCAUCAGUAUAUAUCCAUAGUGUAUAUAUAUUUAUAUACCAAUAAUAUAUAAAGUACGGUAUGAGUGAAAAAUACUUUUACUUGAGGGUAUGAAUUAUUAUCAAAAAAUUAUAUACAUGUAGUUGUUACAUAAUUAUUAUGGUAAAACAAAGAAUUAAAGAAUAAAAGAAUAACAUGUUUGUACAAGGUGCAGUGAUGUUUAUCAUUAUGAAUGUGAUAAUUAAUGUGAGGAAGAGUAAAUGGAACCGUACCGGGAAAAAAAGUUAUGAAAAUAGAGAAGUAACAUGAGCUCGAUUUUUUUUUUUAAAUGCAUAAAAAUGUUUUAUUCAAUUUACCUUGGUCUUUAUGUUAACUUGAUGCAAAUAAUCAUGUGAUUUUAGGUUUAUUUGUCUGUUUUUUUUUGUUUGUUUUUUUUUAAAGGCACAUUAUAGGUAUGAAUGUAGAAUGUAUUUUACAUUUUUUAAACGCCUUUUAUAAUUUUGGUUGCCCUGUUAUAGUUUCUAUAACAGAUCUCAUUGGCUCUAGAUCUAUGUCAGCUUUUGCUUUCUUUUCUGUUUGGCAACUAAGUAGAGUUGAAGUGAAAUAGAAUUUUGAAUGAAUUUCAAAAAACUACUUUGUUUAUAUUUGCAAUAUUGAUGACAAAUUAUUUAACUUGCAGCACUGCUCUCUCUCUUCAGGUGAUAAAUUGCAAACAUGCUUUAAAUCCAUUCUUACAAUAUUACAAAACAAAAUUCCCCCUUUUUCAGUAAACAAUAAAUCUAUUCAUUUCUGAACAAUAAUGUGCCUUUAAUUAAUAUUUAUGCUUCAGAAUGUAACUUUAAAUGUGACUUUGAUAAACAUGUGAUACACAUGAACUGUAUAUUCUGAAUACAUAACGGUAGUGCAUGAUGAAUCAUUUUUUGUUCAAUUUAUUACAAACUAGAGAAAUUCCUAAGGACUUACUUUGACCAAAAUCAAAUAUCAAAAUUGUUUCAAUUAGAUCUAUGUUUGUAUUUUCUUAUGUCUGUUUUUUGUUUGUUGUUUGUUUGUUUUUCACUGAUUGAACACGAUUGUGUGUUGAUUUUGAUAUGAGAUAUUAUUGUUGCUGCUGUUGUUGUUGUUGCAUUUCUAUUACCAUGGUAACUGUGAUAUUGAUGAGAUGUUAGUGCUACAUGUACAAAGAAAUGAAAUUCUGAGGGUUUUUUGUUUUUGUUUUUUUAAUUAUCUUAAUUACAUUUGAUAAGGUUAAAACCCUAGGGUUUGUUCCAGGAAACUUCUAUUUUGCAUUAAGUACAUGAUGAUUGACUUAAUUUGGGGGACACAUGACACAUUUUGGGCAAUAUUGGAACAAGCAACAAGGUCAUAUAUCACACAUUUACUUUGACCUUUGACCUUGAUAUGUUCAUAUGUGUUUUUGUUGUGUUUUUAUUGAUAAAUUAAUUAUUGUGAUGGUAUGUCUAAUUUGUUGCUGUUUUGUUUUUGUUGUUGUUCUUUUUAUUUAAAUGAUUAUUAUUUCUUUAAUUUAUGUUAAAGGGAAUGUGGCUUUGUUGUUUCUGUCUGGAAGACUGUAAAUGGAAGAAUAAUAUAGAGUUUCAGUGCCUUGUACAAUAUAGGUUUACAACCACAUGCUGGUCCAGUAGAAUUCAGUAUUGUACUCAAAAAAAUAUAAUGACCAUCAGUUUUUUAACAUUCUGACAAAACUUUGUUUAUAUUGGAAAAAAACAACAACAACAAAACAUAAUUUGAGCCACGUCAUGACAAAACCAACAUAAUGGGUUUGCGAUCAGCAUGGAUCCAGUCCAGCCUGCACAUCCGCGCAGUCUGAUCAGGAUCCAUGCUGUGCGCUUACAAACUUUAUUGCAAGUAGAGAAACUGAUAGCUAACAGCAUGGAUCCUGAUCAGACUGUGCGGAUGCUGGUCGCAAACCCAUUAUGUUGGUUUUGUCAUGACGCGGCUCAUUUUGUGUUCCAGACAACAUCCAUCUACAGUUAUUAGGUGCUUGAUUAUAAACAAUUCUAUAAAAGGUUCCAAAAUAAUAUGUAAGAGUAAUAGUGAUUUGAGAAAAAGUAAUUUUGAGUACAAUAUGAAUUUGAUAUGGAUUUUUGGACUCAUAUAAACCAGGCUGAAUGGAUCAGAUUAAAUCCAAUUAUAAUUCAUUUUGGAAGAUUACAUAUUGCAGAAACUGGAAUUCAUUUGUUACAUUUUAUAAGAAGUGAAAAAAUAUUGAGUACAUGUAUAUAUCAUGCAAAGAUUUAUACAAAAAAAAAUUAAUAUCUAAAUUGAAAAGAUGAUGUUUGUAAAUUGAAGGCUUAGUGCCAAAUGGUUGUAACUCAUACAACAUAAAGGAGUUACAACUGUUCUGCACAAAGUUUUUUUUUAAAUGUGUGAAAUCACUAUUAAAUGCCGGUAUAGUAUUAUAGAUGUAGUAUUUUGUAAGUAAAUGUUUUGUUCUAUAAUCUAUAAAUGUUUGUUAAAUUUAAGAGAUAUACAUGUACUUUGUAAAUGAAAAUAACAAGAUUAACAGUUUAUGAAGUUUUUGUUGCAUAUUUAGCAAUUUUUAUUGCUUUAUGCCUUUUAUAGGUCUCAGGUAUGGUUUGUUAUGUUUAAGGUUAAAGGUAUUUUCAGCCUUUUUGCAGAGAAUCAAAACUUAUAAAUGUUAUAAUUAUCCUCUUGUUUUACAUAAAUUAUAUUUCUUUUGUAAUGUUUUGAAGAUUUUUUCUUGAAUAUUGAAAAAACAAAAAUAAUUUGUUUCAAAAUGGUAAUUGGUAAGUGAUUAAGAAUUCACUUUUCUGUACCGAAUUUUGGUUUUGAUUUUUAUAAAAUGCCAAAGAAAAAUUCUCAUGGAUUUGUAUGUUAUAUUUAUAGUAAAGAAAAAAGAUUUAAUGGUACAAACGUUUUUAAUUUCAACAAGACUUGAACAUUUUUAGAAUAUCAAACUAUUUUAUAAUUUGCAGUUUCAUGAAUAUUCAAUCAAAAUUUCCUAUGUGAAAACUGAACAAUAUUAUGACAGAAACAUUAAUAUUUUAAAGAGGAAAAAAUAUGUGUCAGUGAGCUUGUUUUUGAGUUAUCUGCCCUUGAAUUUGAAAACGUUGCUGUGGAACUGCUCCAUAUUGAUGACUGAUUACUGUAAAGUAUAGUUUUGUAUCUAUAUAAAACGUAUACUGAAAUCAAUAGCCACCAAAAAAUUUAAAAAAAACAACAAGAAAACAGGGAAAAGUCACACAUUUAGAAGUAUAUACUAAUAUAUAAGCAUUAUUUGUUAAAAACUAGACUGUUAUAUCUUCUAAACUUUCUAGAAUGUUAUCUAGUGACAUUACUGCAAAUUUCAUAAUGCCAGUACAUGCAGCAGUAUUAACUUUUGUGGAAAUUAUAUAUGUGUUGUGAAAAGAAAAUGGGAAUUAAAUCUGCAUGCCUCCAGGUGAGCCAAAAUGUUUCAAGAAAAUCAAACUUGAGAAAAAUUUACAUUGCUUUAAAGAAAAGUAAAAAAAAGAUUCAAAAUUCUUGUAAUGAUUUAUAUGUUAUAUGUGAUUAUUAACUUAUUUUGUAGUAUUUUGUAGUCUACUGAGUUACUAAUGCAGUAAGACCUCUUUUUGGUAAUUUACGUGGAUUGUAAAUGCCUUUUGCGAUGUGAAAAUUACUUUCUUUGUGACCGCCUCCAUGGUCAAGGGGUUAGAGUCGAUGACUUCUAAUCCAAUUACCUCUCCAGUGGGUUCGAUCUGCGGGAGAUGCUUUGGUAGUUUAGCGCGGAAGGAAGGUUGUCUAGUACUGCUGUAACUCUCCAGGAACGAUGGUUAGGAAACUACCCGCCUAUAUGACUGAAAUACUGUUGGGAAAAGGCGUGAAAUGAAACAAACAAUCAAGUCACAAUAUUUUACUUUUAAAAACAUUUGAAAUUUUUAUGAAAAUAGGCAUGAAUCUGGAGGCAUGCUGCUUUAAUAUAUGAUCUACCUACUACAUGUACAUAUACAUUGAGUGCUAUUAGUUAAACUUAUGUAAAUUAUUGUACAUUUCUUAGUCUUAGAUUAUAUGUUUUAAAGAUACUUAUUACAUAGAAUAUUUAAAAUAAAUGUAUCUAUACAUGGUACCAAUUGUUUAUACAUGUACAUGUAUAUUUAAUGUAUAUUAUAAAUUAUAAAAGAUAUAUAAUAAAUAUAUAAAUUUGAUGAAGUAUUUACAUUAAAAUUUAUUUAUGAUACAAAAUGUAUUUUCUACCGUGCCUUAUUAAAGGUGAUC
Messenger RNA from Ruditapes philippinarum (Manila clam), 7923 nucleotides. RefSeq names its product coiled-coil domain-containing protein 60-like. NCBI's taxonomy places the organism in Eukaryota, Metazoa, Mollusca, Bivalvia, Venerida, Veneridae. Bases 425 to 3478 code for a protein of 1017 amino acids. The transcript is spliced from 23 exons. The record is from RefSeq and is a predicted model, not a curated record.